Messenger RNA from Plasmodium gallinaceum, 891 nucleotides. RefSeq names its product pyridoxine biosynthesis protein PDX1, putative. The record is from RefSeq and is a predicted model, not a curated record. The transcript has a single exon. Gene Ontology annotation, molecular function: amine-lyase activity. Bases 1 to 891 code for a protein of 296 amino acids. NCBI's taxonomy places the organism in Eukaryota, Apicomplexa, Aconoidasida, Haemosporida, Plasmodiidae. Gene Ontology annotation, biological process: pyridoxal 5'-phosphate biosynthetic process; pyridoxine biosynthetic process; amino acid metabolic process.
AUGGAAGAUCAUAGAGACAGCGAUGGAAUUUUAUUAAAACACGGAUUCUGUGAAAUGUUAAAAGGAGGAGUAAUAAUGGACGUAAAAAAUGUAGAACAAGCAAAAAUAGCUGAAGAAUGUGGAGCUAUUGGUGUUAUGGUUUUAGAAAAUAUACCAUCAGAACUUCGAAAUAGAGAAGAAGUAGCUAGAAGUGUAGAUCCAAUAAAAAUUGAAGAAAUAAAAAAAGCAGUAUCAAUAAAUGUAUUAGCUAAAGUACGAAUAGGCCACUUUGUUGAAUCACAAAUUUUAGAAGAACUUAAAAUUGAUAUGAUUGAUGAAAGUGAAGUUUUAACAGUAGCUGAUGAAAACAAUUAUAUAAAUAAACAUAAAUUCAAAACUCCUUUUGUAUGUGGAUGUACUAACUUAGGGGAAGCUUUAAGAAGAAUUUCUGAAGGAGCUUCUAUGAUUAGAACAAAAGGAGAAGCAGGAACAGGAAAUAUCAUUGAAGCUAUUAAGCAUAUUAGAACUAUAAAUAAUGAUAUAAAGUUUUUAUGUGCCUUAAGUGAAAAUGAAAUUUAUAAUUAUGCCAAAAAAAUUAACACACCUAUAGAUUUAUUAUUGCUAACCAAAAAGUUAAAAAAAUUACCAGUUGUUAAUUUUGCAGCUGGUGGUAUUGCUACUCCUGCUGAUGCCGCUAUGUGCAUGCAAUUAGGAAUGGAUGGAGUUUUUGUUGGUUCUGGAAUUUUUGAAAGUGAAAAUCCAAGAAAAAUGGCUUCAUCCAUUGUUUAUGCAGUUAGUUAUUUUAAUAAUCCUAAAAUUCUAUUAGAUGUUAGUUAUAAUUUAGGAAAAGCUAUGUGUGGUAGCACAAAAAUUUCGGAAAAGUGGAAAAAUAAAAAAAAGAAUGAAGAAUAG